Lacerta agilis (Sand lizard) is the source of this 1670-nucleotide messenger RNA. RefSeq names its product CUGBP Elav-like family member 5 (gene CELF5). Gene Ontology annotation, biological process: regulation of alternative mRNA splicing, via spliceosome; mRNA splice site recognition. The coding region runs from base 94 to 1554 and encodes 486 amino acids. NCBI's taxonomy places the organism in Eukaryota, Metazoa, Chordata, Lepidosauria, Squamata, Lacertidae. Gene Ontology annotation, cellular component: ribonucleoprotein complex; cytoplasm; nucleus. Gene Ontology annotation, molecular function: mRNA binding. The transcript has 13 exons. The record is from RefSeq and is a predicted model, not a curated record.
CCCUCCAGUGGCAUCUUGCGCGCCGCCGCCGCCGCCGCCUCCUUCCUCCUCGCAGCAUCCUCCACUGCGCAGCCCGCGCUGGGGGCUCGGGGGAUGGCCAGACUGCCGGCGAGCGAGCCCAGGCGGAAGGCGCAAUCCCAGCAACCGCCCCGCGCCUCCCCCAUGAGCAGCGGCGGCAGCGGCGGCAGCGGCAGCUCUGAGCCCGAGGGCAUGAAGGACCUAGAUGCUAUCAAGCUCUUUGUGGGGCAGAUUCCCCGGAACCUCGAGGAGAAGGACCUCAAGCCCCUCUUCGAGCAGUUCGGGCAGAUCUACGAGCUGACGGUGCUGAAGGACCGAUACACUGGCAUGCACAAAGGUUGUGCCUUCCUUACGUACUGCGCCCGAGAUUCGGCCAUCAAAGCUCAGACAGCGCUACAUGAACAGAAGACGCUCCCUGGGAUGGCGAGGCCAAUCCAGGUAAAGCCGGCGGACAGCGAGAGCCGUGGAGGUAGGGACAGGAAGCUCUUUGUGGGAAUGUUGAACAAGCAGCAAUCUGAAGACGACAUACUGCGCCUCUUUGAACCUUUCGGGGUAAUUGACGAGUGCACGGUGCUCAGAGGCCCCGACGGCAACAGCAAAGGCUGUGCUUUUGUUAAAUUCUCCUCUCACACGGAGGCCCAGGCAGCGAUCCACGCCCUUCAUGGCAGCCAAACUAUGCCUGGCGCUUCCUCCAGCCUUGUGGUGAAAUUCGCCGACACGGACAAAGAGAGGACCCUCCGGCGCAUGCAGCAGAUGGUGGGGCAGCUGGGGAUCCUCACGCCUUCCUUUGCGCUGCCCUUCACCCCGUACAGCGCAUAUGCUCAGGCUCUGAUGCAGCAGCAGACCGUCCUCUCGGCAUCUCAUGGAAACUUCGUCAGCCCGAGCCUCACCUUCUCCCCGUGCCACAUCCAGCAAAUCGGCACCGUCAGCCUAAAUGGCUUGCCGGCCACUCCUGUUGCACAAACCUCAGGGUUACACUCGCCUCCUCUCUUGGGCACGACUGCCAUCCCGGGACUGGUGGCACCCAUCACCAACAGCUUCGCAGGAGUGCUCCCCAUUCCUAGCAGCCAUCCCACCUUGGAGGCAGUUUAUACGAACGGGCUUCUUCCCUGCACAGCCCAGAACCCAUCGGUAGCAGAGACUAUGCACCCAGCCUUCACCGGAGUCCAGCAGUAUGCAGCUGUCUACCCAGCCACCACCAUCACCCCGGUAGCUCAGCCCAUCCCUCAGCCCCUUCCCAUAAUCCAGCAGCAGCAACGGGAAGGCCCCGAAGGAUGCAACCUUUUCAUCUACCACCUCCCUCAGGAGUUUGGCGACAACGAGCUCAUGCAGAUGUUCCUUCCCUUUGGGAACAUCAUCUCCUCCAAAGUUUUCAUGGACCGGGCAACAAACCAGAGCAAAUGUUUCGGCUUUGUGAGUUUCGACAACCCAUCCAGUGCCCAGACAGCCAUCCAGGCUAUGAACGGGUUCCAGAUCGGCAUGAAAAGAUUGAAGGUGCAAUUGAAGCGGCCUAAGGACGCCGGCCACCCCUACUGAACUGCGCGUCCCUGCGAUGGAAACUGCAGUCCCGCAGUGAAGUUAAGCAUCCCCUCUUCCAGUUGAUUUCGUUCUUUCGUUUUAAAGAAGAGAUUCCCUUCCUUGGGCGGAGUACG